Molecule: messenger RNA, 1576 nt
Organism: Bursaphelenchus xylophilus (pine wood nematode)
Lineage: Eukaryota; Metazoa; Nematoda; Chromadorea; Rhabditida; Aphelenchoididae
Source: the annotation of a GenBank genome assembly
AUGUUCCGAGCUGUGUUGUUGGUUAGUUUGGCGCGCUUGGUUUUGUCAUCGUAAGUCCAAAAAAAUUUGUCAUCUAUUCGGCCAAUUGCAGACCGCUGGAGAAGACUCUGCCAAAGAACGAUGAAGAAGGCGAUAUCCAUGCUGUAAUUGUCGUUGGCUCCGAAGGAUUUGACAAUUAUCGGCAUCAAGCGAACGGAUGUCAUGCCUACCAUGUUUUGAGGGAGCACGGCGUCAAAGAGGAAAAUAUCAUCACGAUGAUGUAUGAUAACAUCGUCAACGAUACACUGUAGGAUCUGACAUUGAAGUGUUUACUUGUUGCGCGACCUAGCGAGUCAUGUCCUACGAGACUUAGGCCGGCCCAGGCGGCCAGUAUAAAAUAAUUAAGCGACUGGCGCAUGCAGCGGCGGACCUGAUCCAGUGUCCAAAAACGUCUCCAUUUUGCAUCCGGGAAGCAUCAAAAACGCAGCAAAAUACCUCCCUGUCCAAGUGAAAUUACUCCAAAUACGCCCGCCAUUUUUGUGAGAGAAAGGAGUUUUUUAGUUACAAAGGGAGGUGUUUUGCUGCAUUUUUAUAAAACAGGAAAAGAUGAGCCUACUUCUACCGUACAGAAUAAUGUUUUCACAAAAAAUGAAUUUUUCCGCACGAAAAAGGCAAAGAUAUGGCAAAAAAAGUGUUUUUUCUCUUCCCGCUCUUUGCGACUUGCGUACUCUCUCGGCCGAAAAAAUCAUUGAAUAUAUUCCGUUACGACCUUGGCCUAAUUUUUUGGACAACCGCAACAACAUGAUUUUCAGGAACCCACACCGCGGAAAACUGUUCCACGACCCCAGCUUCAAAAGAGACGUCUACGACGGUUGCCAAAUUGAUUACAAAGGGAAGAAUGUAACAGUUGAGAACUUUAUUCACGUCCUCACCGGGAACAAGACCAACGAAGUUCAGAGGGUGCUGAACAGUACCGAAAACGACCGCGUUUUCGUGUAUUACACUGAUCAUGGCGGGAAAAGACUACUUCAAUUUCCCGAUAAUUUACUGACAGACAAGCAGCUUCUCGACGUGUUGAAGACCAUGCAGACCAAGCGAAUGUUCAAGGAAAUGCUCCUUUUUGUGGACGCUUGCUUCUCCGGCAGCAUGGUGGAGGAGACCUUGAACGGCUUUGACAACAUUCUGGCCCUCACCUCGGCCAACAACAACGAGAGCUCCUACGAAACGUACUGCUACAAUAUCUCGGGUUCGUUGAUGGAGUGGUGCUUGGCCUCGCAGUUCGGCGCGGCGUGGAUGGAGUACGCGGAAGCGAAUGAUUUGAACGAAAAAACCAUCAAAGAGCAGUACGACUAUGUUAGAGUGCGCACGAACGAAAGUCAUGCCGGGAUGUACGGAAAUAAAGAGAUGGGAAAGAAGAGGAUCAGCGAGUUCUUGGGAACAAAGCUUCCGAAAGUCAACAGAACCCUCGACUUGACGGUGAGCUUUGUUUGUCAGCAAUGGAAAGAUGGUUUUAUUAUUUUAGAAGGCUCGUCCAUACACUACAACAUCAGAAUGCCCUGCUCAUGGAAAGAGGUGCCAGAACUGCAAGGGAGAAUGA